This is a messenger RNA of Cladocopium goreaui, 558 nucleotides long. Lineage: Eukaryota; Dinophyceae; Suessiales; Symbiodiniaceae. The record is from the annotation of a GenBank genome assembly.
AUGGACGUUUUUGCACCUCUCCGCGGGCUUGGUGUUGGCGCAGCUCAAUCCAGGGCAGCUAUCACACAAGACCAGAUUGCUGUCUUGCGAGGUGUCGCGUCUGCACCGGUGAAGCCUGAUGUUGCCAGCAAGUUUAUGAGAGCUCUGAGAGAUCAAUACAUAGAUGGUCAAAAGGGCUCCGUGGACAAAUUCAUGACCCGCCGCGGGCCAGACGAAGAGGGUGAUGAUGGAAACCUUUACGAAGGCAGCUACUUGCUGAGCACCGAUGAGCAGAGAUUGCUCAAGCCCUUCAUUCAGCGCAUGGAAGAGGCGCAGGACAAGCAGAAAGAGUACAAAGAAAUCGAACAUCGAUGGAAUGUGAAAGCUGCCGAAGACGAGCAAGAAGACCAAGGCUUUUUGGCAGGUAUCUUUGGCGAGAGCAAAGAGAAGGCCGAGGAGACUCCGGGCCAAAGCGCAGCUCCGCCGCAGGUGACGCCGGCACCUCAAGGAAAGCCCAAGCCGAAGCCAAAGGCCAAUCCCCAGAAAGAUCAAAAAGCUGGAAGCGAUGACAGCAAUUGA